AUGUUGACUAGAGUUAGAGGGAACGCUCUGGCGGUGCUGAGAUCGAGGGCCGUAAGUGCUAGGCCAGUACUGCCAAUGGCUUCGCAGCACAGGCUUGUGGCAAUGAGAAAGCUGACGACCAACAGAGUGCUAUUACAAGAGCAAAAACAGGAUAAGAGCACUAGUGCUGUUGUAGAUGAAAACUUAAGUUUCACUGAUGAAGAAGUGGAUGAAUGGUUAAAAGACAUAGAGGAAUUAAAGACAGAAUUCUCUGAGCGUGAGUUUCUGCCCGAAGUGUCAUUGGCACCCCCAGGUCAAGCCAGAAUAGACUUAGUCGAAGAAGCCAUCAAGUCAUCUCAGGAAUUCGAACCAUCACAAGAACAGCUGGAAGAAUGGGAGGCCUUAAAAGAUCAACCUAUGCCGCAAUUGAAAGAUCCUACUGUACAACACGUCACAAAUAUGAUCAUGAGACAUGGUAAGAAGGACAGGGCGCAGAAGAUAAUCUCUAGGGCCUUAUAUUUCCUACAUUGUAAGACAAGAAAGGACCCCGUUGAGCUAUUGAAGAAAGCCCUUGACGACAUGGCACCAUUAAUGAUGGUUAAAACUUUCAACACAGGUGUUGCUAAGGCCGCUGUGAUUCCAGUCCCAUUAAGCCAAAGACAAAGAAAUAGAAUUGCUUGGAAAUGGAUAGUCGAAGGUGCAAAUAAGCGUGUGUCCAACGAUUUUGCAGUAAGGUUGGGUGAAGAACUUGUGGCCGUCUAUGAAGGGAAGAGUAGCGGCUUCGAAAAGAGAGAUCAAAUGCACAAGACUGCAAUUGCACAUAGAUCAUACAUUCAAUUGAGAUGA
Nakaseomyces glabratus is the source of this 825-nucleotide messenger RNA. RefSeq names its product mitochondrial 37S ribosomal protein uS7m (gene RSM7). Gene Ontology annotation, biological process: ribosomal small subunit assembly; translation. Gene Ontology annotation, molecular function: mRNA binding; structural constituent of ribosome; rRNA binding. Gene Ontology annotation, cellular component: ribosome; mitochondrial small ribosomal subunit. NCBI's taxonomy places the organism in Eukaryota, Fungi, Ascomycota, Saccharomycetes, Saccharomycetales, Saccharomycetaceae. The record is from RefSeq and is a predicted model, not a curated record.